AUGGACCACCUUCCGCUUGAUGAUAGAGUUACGAUCCUGUUAGGCCACUUACCGGUUCGUGAGAAGAAGAAGGAAGAUCGGUUUAGAAGUUGCAAACGAGGAAGAGACUCUAACGGAGCCAGAGGAAUGGGGAAGAUCGACGAUCUAACGGAAGAAUUUCACGGCGAAGUGGCAGAUCUGAGAAAUCAAGUGAAGGAGCAUCACACGGAGCUCACCGGACGAAUGGAUUCAAUGGAUAACAAAUUUUCCGAGCUCAAUGCGAACAUGUCACGGAUAUCGGAGACACUAGCUCAGCUCGUGGCGCAACGAUAA
Microthlaspi erraticum is the source of this 312-nucleotide messenger RNA. The record is from the annotation of a GenBank genome assembly. NCBI's taxonomy places the organism in Eukaryota, Viridiplantae, Streptophyta, Magnoliopsida, Brassicales, Brassicaceae.